AUGAUCGCGGGGGUUAUUCGGUAGGCGGGACUUCCGGACGGAAGUAUAAACUGCGGCCUGGCGCGUGUGGUUUGAGGUAGCAGCGUUCGUGUAUUCACAUCUGAAGUGCACCGUAACCUGAAGCAUGGCUGAGAAUGAUGUUGACAACGAGCUGUUGGAUUAUGAAGAGGAAGAGGAACCUCAGGGAGCCCCAGAGAGCACAGCCCCAGUGGGCAAGAAGGACGUGAAGGGCUCCUACGUCUCCAUUCACAGCUCCGGCUUCAGAGACUUCCUGCUCAAACCAGAGUUACUGCGAGCCAUCGUCGACUGUGGUUUUGAGCAUCCGUCUGAGGUGCAGCACGAGUGCAUCCCACAGGCCAUCCUCGGCAUGGACAUCUUGUGUCAGGCUAAGUCUGGUAUGGGAAAGACGGCUGUGUUUGUACUCGCUACCCUACAGCAGAUCGAGCCUGUGGACGGACAGGUAUCCGUGCUGGUCAUGUGUCACACCCGUGAACUGGCCUUUCAGAUCAGCAAGGAGUACGAGCGCUUCUCCAAAUACAUGCCCACAGUAAAGGUGGCCGUGUUCUUCGGUGGAAUGUCCAUAAAGAUCGACGAAGAGGUUCUGAAGAAGAGCUGCCCGCACAUCGUGGUGGGCACGCCCGGCCGAAUCCUCGCCCUGGUCCGAAAUAAGACCCUUAACCUAAAGAACGUUAAGCACUUUGUUCUGGACGAGUGUGACAAGAUGCUGGAGCAGCUGGAUAUGAGACGUGACGUUCAGGAUAUCUUCAGACUGACCCCUCACGAGAAACAGUGUAUGAUGUUCAGCGCCACCCUCAGUAAAGAGAUUCGACCCGUCUGCCGCAAGUUCAUGCAGGAUCCAAUGGAGGUGUUUGUGGACGAUGAGACAAAACUGACCCUUCACGGUCUCCAGCAGUACUACUGCAAACUGAAGGACAGCGAGAAGAACCGCAAACUCUUUGAUCUGCUCGAUGUCCUGGAGUUCAACCAGGUGGUGAUAUUUGUGAAGUCUGUGCAGCGCUGUGUGGCUCUCUCACAGUUACUGGUAGAGCAGAAUUUCCCAGCCAUCGCCAUCCACCGAGGAAUGGCACAGGAGGAGAGGUUGUCACGAUAUCAGCAGUUCAAAGACUUUCAGAGGCGAAUUCUAGUGGCCACAAACCUGUUUGGGCGAGGAAUGGAUAUCGAGAGGGUCAACAUCGUCUUCAACUACGACAUGCCUGAAGACUCAGACACAUAUCUGCACAGGGUGGCUCGUGCAGGUCGAUUUGGCACAAAGGGUUUGGCCGUCACCUUUGUUUCCGAUGAAACCGAUGCCAAAAUCCUCAAUGAUGUGCAGGACCGGUUUGAGGUCAAUGUUGCAGAGUUACCAGAGGAGAUUGACAUUUCCACUUACAUUGAACAGUCCAGAUGAAGGUCUUGAAGUUCCAGUGAAGCACCAGCUGUUGGGUCACGGCCUCCAUUUUAAAACUUUUACCUCAAACCCACACUUGUUUUCAACGUUUUUUUUUUCUUGGGGUGUUGGCCGAGAUGUCUUUUGUUUGUUUUUGAAAUGUUUUUGUUUCGGGUUUUAAUGAUAUUAAAACUUUUUAUACUAUAA
This is a messenger RNA of Paramisgurnus dabryanus, 1594 nucleotides long. RefSeq names its product DEAD (Asp-Glu-Ala-Asp) box polypeptide 39Ab (gene ddx39ab). NCBI's taxonomy places the organism in Eukaryota, Metazoa, Chordata, Actinopteri, Cypriniformes, Cobitidae. The record is from RefSeq and is a predicted model, not a curated record. Gene Ontology annotation, molecular function: RNA helicase activity; nucleic acid binding; ATP binding.